GAACAAGAGGGGCCAGUGGGGCUGGUGCUUCCCCCGCUCCCCGUUACAGCUGCCUGAGGCGGCUUGCAGCUGUGCUAGCCAAUAUGCCUUAUCUCCCUUGUCCAAAUAGGCAAUGUCAAACACUCCGACUCUAGGACAAGGGGAUCCCACACUGAGGCCCCCCAGGAGCACCAAGCUUGGUGUGCACUACCAGGUGCUGGUGAGCUUGGCACCCCUGCGGGGUGGAGACUGGUGACUGCAGACCCCCUUGAAUUGCUCCGUCCAGGUUAAAACAGUCCCCAGCCCCACCCGCGACCAGCACAGCUCUGCUUCUGGCUUGUAAAAUAUUCCAGAAAAAAUCAUGACCAGGUGGGCCCGUACAAGUACCACUCAUAGCAAAAAGCCUCUGGACGCUACACCAUGGGAAGAUAUGAAAAAUGGAUCCACCAGUGGAACAGUGAGGAAUAAACAGCAAAAUUAUUCAAAUACACUUUCUUUAAAGAAUGAUCAAGUGAAGAAGAAAAAUAAAAAGAAAAAGGACUAUUUGAAUGAAGAUGUUAAUGGAUUCAUGGAAUACUUAAAACAGAGCUCACAGGUUAUACAUAAUGGAAAGGUGAGAGCAGCAGACAGCCAUGAGAUGAGGGAAGAAGUAGCAACAGCCUUGAAGAAAGAUAAGCGUCGGGAGGGAAGAAGAUUGAAGAGACAAGAGAUGAAGAAAAACACCAUGGUAUGUUUCCACUGUAGGAAGCCUGGCCAUGGAAUUGCUGACUGCCCAGCUGCCCUUGAAAGUCAGGAUAUGGGUACUGGAAUCUGUUAUCGAUGUGGAUCUACAGAGCAUGAAAUCACCAAGUGUAGAGCAAAAGUAGAUCCAGCUCUUGGGGAAUUUCCGUAUGCAAAAUGUUUUAUUUGUGGCGAGAUGGGGCAUCUGUCAAGGUCAUGUCCAGAUAAUCCUAAAGGACUGUAUGCUGAAGGAGGCUGCUGCAGGCUUUGUGGAUCUGUGGAACACUUUAAAAAAAAUUGUCCAGAAAACCAGAACUCAGAUCAAGCAGUAACAGUUGGUCGAUGGUCCUAUGGAAUGAGUGCAGAUUAUGAAGAAAUUCUAGAGAGCCCUAAACUACAAAAACCAAAAGUAAAAGUACCAAAAAUUGUUAAUUUUUGAUAACUGCUCUCAGACUACAUUAAACAUCAUUUGUCUUCUGA
This is a messenger RNA of Malaclemys terrapin pileata, 1179 nucleotides long. RefSeq names its product zinc finger CCHC-type containing 9 (gene ZCCHC9). Gene Ontology annotation, molecular function: nucleic acid binding; zinc ion binding. The transcript has 6 exons. The coding region runs from base 341 to 1138 and encodes 265 amino acids. The record is from RefSeq and is a predicted model, not a curated record. Lineage: Eukaryota; Metazoa; Chordata; Testudines; Emydidae.